UCUUGGGUUUGAAAAUGGAGGCUUACGACGCCGCCCGCUCGCCCCGGUGCGCCCCAGGCUCCCCAGUGUGCCCAGCCCUCGGCCGCGGCUGCUGAGGGGCCCCCGCGCCGCCCGCCCCGUCCGCGCCACCUCUGGAGUAUUGUUUCCUUCGCCCUCGGCUUUGGAAGGGGGGGCGAAGAUCGAGUUGGAGACUUUUUCUUUCCCUCCCCACCCUUUUUUAUUUUCGAGAGAGAGGAAGGUUUUAUCCUAAAACCAGAGAGAUGAAGUCUGGUUCCGGAGGAGGGUCCCUGACCUCCCUGUGGGGGCUCCUGUUUGUCGUCGCCACGCUCUCGCUCUGGCCCACGAGUGGAGAAAUCUGCGGCCCCGGCAUCGACAUCCGCAAUGACUACCAGCAGCUGAGGCGCCUGGAGAACUGCACGGUGAUCGAGGGCUACCUGCACAUCCUGCUCAUCUCCAAGGCGGAGGACUAUCGCAGCUACCGCUUCCCCAAGCUCACGGUCAUCACCGAGUACCUGCUGCUGUUCCGCGUGGCCGGCCUCGAGAGCCUGGGCGACCUGUUCCCCAACCUCACGGUCAUCCGCGGCUGGAAGCUCUUCUACAACUACGCCCUGGUCAUCUUCGAGAUGACCAACCUCAAGGACAUCGGGCUUUACAACCUGAGGAACAUCACCCGGGGCGCCAUCCGCAUCGAGAAGAAUGCCGACCUCUGCUAUCUGUCCACCGUGGACUGGUCCCUGAUCCUGGACGCCGUGUCCAACAACUACGUCGCGGGGAACAAGUCCCCGAAGGAGUGCGGGGACCUGUGCCCAGGGGCGCUGGAGGGGAAGCCCACGUGCGAGAGGACCACCAUCAACAACGAAUACAACUACCGAUGCUGGACCGCGAAUCACUGCCAGAAAAGUAAGACGUGCCCGAGCGCGUGCGGGAAGCGAGCGUGCACCGAGAACAACGAAUGCUGCCACCCCGAGUGCCUGGGCAGCUGCAAUGCCCCCGACGACGACGCAGCCUGCGUGGCCUGCCGACACUACUACUUUGAGGGCGUCUGUGUACCCAGCUGCCCACCCAACACCUACCGCUUCGAGGGCUGGCGCUGCGUGGACCGCGACUUCUGUGCCAACAUCCCCAACGCCGAGGGCGCCGACGUGGAGGGCUUCGUGAUCCACGACGGGGAAUGCAUGCAGGAGUGCCCCUCAGGCUUCAUCCGCAACGACAGCGAGAGCAUGUUCUGCGUCCCCUGUGAGGGUCCUUGCCCCAAAGUCUGCGAGGAGGAAAAGAGAACCAAGACCAUCGACUCGGUGACCUCGGCUCAGAUGCUCCAGGGCUGCACCAUCUUCAAGGGCAAUUUGCUAAUCAACAUCCGCCGGGGCAAUAACAUCGCCUCAGAGCUGGAGAACUUCAUGGGGCUCAUCGAGGUGGUGACGGGCUACGUGAAGAUCCGCCAUUCCCACGCCCUGGUCUCCCUGUCCUUCCUCAAAAACCUUCGCCAGAUCUUAGGAGAGGAGCAGCUCGAGGGGAAUUACUCCUUCUACGUCCUGGACAACCAGAACCUGCAGCAGCUGUGGGACUGGGACCACCGCAACCUGACCAUCAAAUCCGGGAAGAUGUACUUCGCUUUCAAUCCCAAACUGUGCGUCUCUGAGAUUUACCGCAUGGAGGAAGUGACGGGGACAAAGGGGCGCCAGAGCAAAGGAGAUAUAAACACCAGGAACAACGGAGAGAGAGCCUCCUGUGAGAGCGACGUCCUGCACUUCACCUCCACCAACACCUGGAAGAACCGCAUCAUCCUCACUUGGCGCCGGUACCGGCCCCCGGACUACAGGGACCUCAUCAGCUUCACCGUCUACUACAAGGAGGCACCCUUUAAGAACGUCACCGAAUAUGACGGUCAGGACGCCUGCGGCUCCAACAGCUGGAACAUGGUGGAUGUGGACCUGCCCUCCAACAAGGACCUCGAGCCCGGCAUCCUGCUGCACGGGCUGAAGCCCUGGACGCAGUACGCGGUGUACGUGAAGGCGGUGACCCUGACCAUGGUGGAAAACGACCACAUCCGCGGGGCCAAGAGCGAAAUCUUGUACAUUCGCACGAAUGCUUCAGUUCCUUCCAUUCCCCUCGACGUCCUCUCCGCGUCCAACUCCUCCUCCCAGCUGAUCGUGAAGUGGAACCCGCCCUCCCUGCCCAACGGCAACCUGAGCUACUACAUCGUCCGGUGGCAGCAGCAGCCCCAGGACAGCUACCUGUAUCGGCACAAUUACUGCUCCAAAGACAAAAUCCCUGUCCGGAAAUAUGCCGGCGGCACCUUCGACAUCGAGGAGGUGACAGAGAACCCCAAGACCGAAGUGUGCGGCGGAGAGAAGGGACCCUGCUGCGCGUGUCCGAAAACCGAGGCGGAGAAGCAGGCCGAGAAGGAGGAGGCCGAGUACCGCAAAGUCUUCGAGAACUUUCUGCACAACUCCAUCUUUGUGCCCAGACCUGAGAGGAAGCGGAGGGACCUUGGACAAGUUGCCAACGCCACCGUGUCCAGCCGGGGCAGGAACAGCACGGUGGCGGACAGCUACAACGCCACGGACACGGACGACCUGGAGACGGAAUACCCCUUCUUUGAGAGCAGGGUGGACAACAAGGAGAGAACGGUCAUUUCUAACCUCCGGCCGUUCACUCUGUACCGCAUCGACAUCCACAGCUGUAACCACGAGGCCGAGAAGCUGGGCUGCAGCGCCUCCAACUUCGUCUUUGCGAGAACCAUGCCUGCAGAAGGAGCAGAUGACAUUCCUGGGCCGGUGACCUGGGAGCCGAGGCCUGAAAACUCCAUCUUUUUAAAGUGGUCGGAACCUGAGAAUCCCAACGGACUGAUUCUCAUGUACGAAAUAAAAUAUGGAUCACAGAUCGAGGACCAGCGGGAGUGCGUGCCCAGGCAGGAGUACAGGAAGCUCGGCGGGGCCAAGCUGAACCGGCUCAACCCGGGCAACUACACGGCGCGCAUCCAGGCCACCUCUCUGUCUGGGAACGGGUCGUGGACGGAGCCCGUGUUCUUCUACGUCCAGGCCAAAACGACCUACGAGGGUUUCACACACCUGGUCAUCGCGCUCCCGGUGGCCAUCGUCCUGAUAGUGGGGGGGCUGGUCAUCAUGCUUUACGUCUUCCACAGGAAGAGGAACGGCGGCAGGCUGGGCAACGGAGUCCUGUACGCGUCCGUGAACCCCGAGUAUUUCAGCGCGGCCGACGUGUACGUGCCCGACGAGUGGGAGGUGGCCCGGGAGAAGAUCACCAUGAACCGGGAGCUGGGGCAGGGCUCCUUCGGGAUGGUGUACGAAGGAGUUGCCAAGGGCGUGGUGAAGGAUGAGCCCGAGACCCGGGUGGCCAUUAAGACGGUCAACGAGUCGGCGAGCAUGCGUGAGAGGAUCGAAUUUCUCAAUGAGGCUUCGGUGAUGAAGGAGUUCAACUGUCACCACGUGGUGCGCUUGCUGGGCGUGGUGUCCCAGGGCCAGCCGACCCUGGUCAUCAUGGAGCUCAUGACUCGGGGUGAUCUCAAAAGUUAUCUCCGGUCCCUGCGUCCAGAACUGGAGAGAAACCCCUCCCUCUCACCUCCUAGCCUGAGCAAGAUGAUCCAGAUGGCCGGCGAGAUUGCAGAUGGCAUGGCGUACCUCAAUGCCAACAAGUUCGUCCACAGAGACCUUGCUGCCCGGAACUGCAUGGUGGCCGAAGAUUUGACUGUCAAAAUCGGAGAUUUCGGCAUGACCAGGGACAUCUACGAGACCGACUAUUACCGGAAGGGAGGGAAGGGCCUGCUGCCUGUGCGCUGGAUGUCCCCCGAGUCCCUGAAGGAUGGCGUGUUCACCACUCACUCCGACGUCUGGUCCUUUGGAGUCGUCCUCUGGGAGAUUGCCACGCUGGCCGAGCAGCCGUACCAGGGCCUGUCCAACGAGCAAGUCCUGCGCUUCGUUAUGGAGGGUGGCCUUCUGGACAAGCCGGACAACUGCCCCGACAUGCUGUUUGAACUCAUGCACGUGUGCUGGCAAUACAACCCCAAGAUGAGGCCUUCCUUCCUGGACAUCAUCGGCAGCAUCAAAGACGAGAUGGAGCCUAGUUUCGUCGAGGUCUCCUUCUACUACAGUGACGAGAACAAGCCGCCCGAGGUCGAGGAGGAGAUGGAGAUGGAGAUGGAGAUGGAGCCCGACAACAUGGAGAGCGUGCCCCUCGACCCCUCGGCCUCCUGCGCCUCCCUGCCCCUGCCCGAGCGACACCCCGUGUACAAGGUGGAGAACGGCCCCGGCCCCGGCCCGGGCAUGCUGGCCUUCCGGGCCAGCUUCGACGAGAGACAGCCGUACGCGCACAUGAAUGGCGGGCGCAAGAAUGAGAGGCCCGUGCCCCUGCCCCAGUCUUCGACCUGCUGAUGUGGGUCCCCGAGUCUCGUGCAGACAGUGAUCUGUGUGCACGCUCGGUGGGUGGGGGGAGCGAGUUCUAACAAUCUGUUCACAGCCUCCUGUACCUCAGUGGAUCUUCAGAACUGCCAUGCUGCCCACAGGGGACGGCUUCUCUGCAGUAAACACACUUGGGAUGUUCCUUUUUUUCAAUAUGCAAGCAGCUUUUUAUUUCCCUACCCAAACCCUUAACUGACACGGGCCUUUAAGAACCUCAGUGGCAACACUUAAUAGCAACAGGACACUUGAGAAUCGAGUCUCCUCACUCCUUCCCUGUCUGUCUGUCUGUCUGUCUGUCUCUCUGUUUCAUAAUGGAAAAAACAUUUGCCACAAGCCCAGCCCGGACGCCCUUUUUAUCAGAUUGAGGAAAUGGCUGUCCCUCCCUGUGGCCCCAUCUUGUUCCCAUACACACCUGCCCAUCACCGUCGUAGGUCUUUAUAAAAAAAAACAACCUGUAGUGAUGGCAUUUUUUAACUGUAUCUUUAACUUUUUUUAGGGACACAUGAAAUUUACCAAGGGCCAUCAUCCCUCCAAGGUUGUUACCAUUUUAACGCUGCCAAAUUCUGCCAAAACCCAGGGCUUUGUCCCUCACAGCCCCUGCGCUUGUUUCCUGGUUAGCAGAGGCACAGGCGAGCAUGGUCUCUGGUCCCUCCUGUGAGAGCCACGCUGGCCACGCCUGCCGUCUGACUGUCCCCUGGUGUUCUUGUCCAGCCUCACGUCCACACAGGUCAGUUUGCUUUUGACGAGGUUAUUAUUCAGGGGAAUUGGACAGAGUGGGACUUGAAGUCAGAGAAGACGGGGAGAAGCCGCCCUGGCUUCCCUGUGCCACCUCCCCGCCCCCACCUCCUAGCCCCAGGAAUUCUGUAGCAAGCAGACCCUGUCGAGGGAGAGCCUGGCAGGCAGGCUUUCAGCAAAGGGCCCACGUGCCAGUCUCCUGCCCCACCAGGUCCCCCUCCUGGCCCCCAAGGACACAGAUGAGAAGGGGUGUCCAGGGACUGAGCCCAGCUGUUCAUGCAGCUUUGCAGGGAAAGCAAUUCAGACCACACAACAGUCAGAAGAAAAGCAGUAAAUGGAUUCAAGCAUCCUCAGCUUUGUUGACAUUUCCUGUUGCUAGGACUUCUCCAGGGUCUUACAGCUCUAUGUCAGACCACGAAACAUUUGCAUACACGUCUUUAACGUCACUUUUAUAACUUUUUUACGGUUCAGAUACUCAUCUAUACGUCUGUACAGAAAAAAGAAAGCUGCUAUUUUUUUGUUCUUUUUCUCUGUGGAUUUAACUAUGAAAACUUUCAGGUCUCUCCCUCUCCCCUCUCUGCUGUCGCCAAGAAACUUCCUGUGCUUUGUACUAGACUCCGUGACUUUCUCCCUCUUUUCCCAGUAACUGACACAUGUAGGACAUAAUUUGCCACGAACUGUUCGAUGCCUUUUUAUAACUCACUCCCCCCGUCCCCGCUCCCCUGGCCCCGGUAGUUCUGUUACAACCUGUAGGCUCUGUGAGGCUGGCGAGGGAAGUAGGUGGAAAGGGGGUCCCUCCUCCGCCUGCUCUCACACAGCAUUGGAGCCUGUCACCCUGCCAGACGUGAUACAAGCUCAGGUCAGGACACAGGUUGAACACUUCACACGUCCUGUUCAGUGUUUCUAGUCACAGUGCAGGAAAGCCGCCCCUUCUCUUUCCCUGGCCUUCGUUUUGGUUGUGACACACAUAUAUCUUUUUUUUUUUCUUUUUUUUUUAAUUCUUGGGUACAACAGCAGUUUGAACUGCAGACACUAGUCUUUGGAUUACAUUUUUUUUAUUUGUUUCCUUUUAAGUGGAUAUUUAAUCCUUCCAUCCUAUGAAAAACAGCUGCUGGGUCCAAGGGUGCAGCAGAGUGUGGUCCAGCGGGCCCCUCUGUGGCCUUCCGCCACCACCCUCCAGACCGAUCUACCUGUUCUCAGAACCAGGAAAUCCCCAGGGACCUCCUUGCACGGGCAGGGAGCGGGCGCAGGGGCAGCUCCUCGCGGUGUCGGCAAGCCCGCCGCCAGGUCUGCCGGGCACGCCCGAGCUGAGCCACAGUGGCCGAGGAGCCCGUGCUCACUCCAGGGGACCAGGGCCCUGGCGCUGGCACGCUUUCCCUGGCCAGGAAUCCAAGUCCUCAGGGCCCGGGGGUCUUUUGUUAAGUUUUUAGCACUUCUCACCAGAAUGAUGACAGCAUAGACUUGCUUCUGGGAUGGAAACAUUUAAAUUAUGAGUAAGAACAAAGCUCAGAUGUGAUGAUUGCUAGCUGUGACUAGAGAUUCGAUUCAAGAAGGAAAGUUGGGAGUGCUGGUGCUCGUCAGUAGAUUCAGUCCCAGUAUUUUCUCUAGCCUCUGUCCCAUAGUUUGUCCCUUUAAAAAACUGAGUAAAAGAAAAAAGUUAAUUGAGAAGGUAUAUGUAGGAGUUCUCUUUUCUGGUUCCAGUUUCAAUUGUUGAAGAGAAGCCCCUUAUGAAUUGAAAUACUGACAAAAAGGGUUUUUGCGUGUAUAAGAAGGGACAGUUUUUGUUUUUUGGGUUUUUUUCAAACAUUUAUCUACCUCACACUUAUUUUUUAUAUGUGUAUAUACAAAAAGGAAUACAUCUCACAUUUCUCAGCACCUGACAAUAUGCCAUUGAUACCGGUAACCUCAUCCACCCACAGGCGCACACACCCGUGACGCAGGGCCAGGCCAGGCUGUGUCCCAGGGUCGCAGCAACACUCUCUCCCCUCUCCUGUCAUUUCAAACAGCUUGCCUUUUCCUGAGCUGUCUCAUCUGGCCUUGCUUUCUUCUUCUUCUCCUAACUCGGUUCCCUAAGAGGUUGUGAGGUGUCAGUAUUUCCCCCCUCGGCCCAGUGUCCCCGCUGGUUGUCUUUGAAACCAACUGCUUUGUGCAGACAGACUGGCGAUCAGAUUCUGUCAUUGGAAGAGCAGUGGUUUCCCGGGUUUUGAGGGCAGGAGGGGCCGAGGGGCAGACCGUCUCCGUUAGCAUCCCGCCUGCAAAGGCACAGCGUGUGGGUUUGCUUCAGCGGGCGCCACUCUCGCAGCCCCGGCGAGAACCGCAGCAGCCUCAGCGCUGAGCCCUGCCCGCCAGGCCUCCUGCUCGAGAAUGCAGAGGUCCCUACCUCCCAGCCCAUCCCUUCCAGAAUGUACUGCAGAGAAAAGUCCCCGUCCCCCUCUCCAGACUGUUCUCUCAACUUCACCCUCAUUUCCUCCUCCCUCCCAGGGGAAAACAAAGAUGUACCAAACCUUCGGGCUGGAGAGGGUAGUGGUCAGUGCCAAGCCUCCUUCUGGGGUGUCGCCCCUCCCACCAGGCCGUGCCUCUGUCCGUCCUGCUGCUCACAGGGGUGGACGGCACAUCCCCCGAUUCCAACAGCUGCUCUCACAGGCACUGGUGGUUUGAUCUGGGCGACAUGGGGGGGCUCUCCAAAGUGUGGGCAGCUCCUUGAGAGUCCCAGUACUGCAGCUAAGCUCAGGGGCAGUUCCCCUCUUGCAGGAACACCCCUCUCCUCUCCCAAGUCCCCUGGGACCUCGAGGUCAUUGAGAAAUACUGUCUGAUCAGGGUUUUCUUCACCCACACUGUAGGUGACCCCUUGGAAUAGUGGCCUCUCCUCUCUUUUGCACAUACCUUCCGGUUUCCACAACUGGAUUCCUACAGAUCAUUCAGCUGGUUAUAAGGGUUUCAUUUAAACUGUCCGAGUUGUUGGUGUCAUUAUGUUUUUGUUUGACGUUGGUGGUUUUUCUUUAAGUAGAAAGCAAACACUAACAGUGUAGUGCCCAUCGUAACAAACGCUUCAGAAACAAAUAAGAGCAACGCUUGCUUGGGUGAUGGUGCAGUCAUCUUACUGGACCAAACCAUCCACCUGGACUCUGCCGAGGCAUCAUCUAUCCAGUUCCAGCCUGACUGUAUGCUGACUUCCCCGCCUCUUCUGGAUUUUUCUCUCUUGUAUGCUCCGAAUAAUUGACUCAAACUGAGCUGUGGCACUUUCCACGCAACCUCCUUCUGACAGCAGCUCCCACUGCUUGAAGCGACACGAACGAACCACUGAGGCACAUCGCUGAGCGGAUGUGAGCAUUAACACAUUGUCACGCGCAGCCCUUCCCCGAGGCAGCAGGAGCUGGCGUGUUCUGGAGACUGGACUGCAGCUGGGUGAGACCCAGACCACCCAGGUCUCCUUUAUGGGUUAUCGUGACGUUUGCUACACAGUCAGAAUGAGAUUCCUCCUUGGGAGAUAGAAGACGGGGUUCUGGCCAACACUGGCCUCCCCUUCCAGCCUGUUUCUCGUGACUUGGAACAACAUCUCGACGGUCGGAGAAGCAGCUUGGUAAAAUAGAAAAGUGGUUAUUGUGGAACUACCCAGUGGCAAAAUCCUUGGCAUGAACUGGUGUGUUUUGGUUGAAGUGAAAGAUUCAUGAGCCAAGUAUGAUGCCAAAUCCUAGGCCAGUUGGUUCCACGGAAGCCUUCCUCAGUAGCCCACCUCUAUUGGCAGGUGGGCAUGUGACCCAGGCCACUCUUGUGGCAAGGUCACACUAGCUCAGUGGGUGAGAAGGCUAGGAUACUCGGUCCAAGGUCCUCGCUGUCACUGCUGGGUCCUCCCAGAGUGGCCAGAGUAUGGGAGGCAACUCCUUUCCAAAGCGUAGGCCCUUUCCAGUUGACAGUGGCCCUCCAUGCUCUGCCUUGGUCCUUCCCAGCAGUCCCAGUGACACAUUUAAGGUUUGGGGCUUGUUCUCUGGGUAAAGUUUGUUGGCUGUCCUUCUGUUUCCUGGGCUAAGCAGCAUUGGGAGAUGUGGACCAGAGAGCCACUCGUUAAGAGCCAGUGAUGAAAGGCAGACUUUCUCACUCCACUCUGACAUAGUCGGUACGAAUGAGAACUUCAAGAAAGGAUGUUUAGAUUGAACCUCUCUGUUGCCAGAGAUGCUGAAGAUACAGACCUUGGGUAGGCCAGAGGGCUUCUGGCCUCCAGCUCAGAUGACUAGUUGGUCAUUUAGAGGAAAAGCAGAUGACCACUCCUUGAUGGUGGAAUGAUCAGGCAGUAGGAAACCACUGUAACAGGGGUCCUGACGGGGCGAGAAGAGAAUUGCGAGCAGAAGGGCCCGGGGCUUGGGAGAAGUGUGGGCCACGCUAUGAAUCUGAUGGUUUCUUGAAUGCGUUAGACCACAUCAAGGCUCAGGAGUCAUCCACGGGCAUUUGUAUUCAACAGAUAAGCCUAACAUCCUACAUUGGGAACUGUUAUUGCGGAGUUAAGUCCAAUUGUUCAAGGACACGAACUGCACCGCGCCCGUCGGUGGUCAGUUCUGGGGCAUGACUUUAGGGUUUUGUUUUAUUUUGUUUAUGCAAGAACAUGAUUACUCAUCUGUAUGGCCAUGUUUGUGUGUUUCCGCAUCUUUCUGGUAAACGUUGUUUUAACUAGUCACACAUUAGCAUUUUCAAUAGGGCUCUCAAGUCCAGUAGAUACGGGUAGUCAGUUGACGAAGAUCUGGUUUACAAGAACUAAUUAAACGUUUCAUUGCAUUUUUGUAAGAACAUAGCAUAAUUUUAUACAACGUUUGUAGUUUGUAAUUGCCGAAAUAAUUUAAACACACUUUUAUUCUCUGUGCAAAUGUGUGCUUAUAAUCCAUUUUUUUAAGACACCUGUUUACUAGUUAGCUUUACAAUAUGCCAAAAAUGUAUUUUUCCCUGCCCCAGGCCGAGGUUUACCCUCUUUACCCCUAUGCUUAGUGCCCUAGUUUAUAACAAAGGGAUGAUGGUGAUUUAAGUAGUUCUGUAUCUUCAGUAUCUUGGUCUUCCUGAACCCUCUGAUUGGGAAGGGGAUCAUCUUGUACUGGUCAUUUCCCUUUGCAGUGUAGCUACUUUAACAGACUGCAAGAACCUCACUGGCCAAGGAAACGGCAGAGGUGUUGCUGCCCAGAGGUGCCUGCGGCACUCCUGGGCGUCUGGUGUGGCUGUGACCAUUGUUGUGCAGGCCUCGAGAUAGAGAGUGUGGCUGCACAGCUCAUGGUGUCAUAUAAUCACCGCAUCCAGACUUAUCACAAAAGAUAAUUUUGGUACGCGCAGACUGCUUGCUUAUAUGCCUCAUAUCGUGAUUAAUGCUUUGUUAUAACAAGGAAGAGACUCUGUUUAUUUUUUAGGCACAACACCGAAGAUACAUUUUUUCCAAUAUAUAUUAAAAAAUUCUUUUUAAUAAAAACUACACAAAAAAAAUUUUUUUUAAAGCCUGACUCCAUUUCCUCUAUCUCCCACUGGACUAUGGGCCAUACAACUCCACAAAACCCCAUCAUUGGAAACAUGUGGGUGUUUUGGGAGAAAGGUCCAGAAACAUUGUUUUCUGUUUUCUACUUUGCAUUCAGAUGUUUGACACUGUGUAGACACAUCCACAGGUGGAUAGAUGUCCGGUAAAAACACCUGUCUGCUUUCUAAGCCAGUGAGGUUGAGGUGAGAGGUUUGCCAGAGUUUGUCUACCUCUGGGACAAAAUUUAAAAACAAAACAAAACCGGAAGGCGCGAUGGAAUGGAUGCAUCGCAGAUCAUUCAUUUUCUGAGUUUUCUUGUUUAAAAAAAAAGUUUUUUACAAAAGGUUUUUAAAAAUCGGUCAUUAACAAAGCCAAUUUGUUACUUAAAAUGACUUUCUGUGUAAAAGUUAUUCCUAAAAAGUUCUUGUUUAUAUACAAAAAAUCAGUAGCCGAAAAAAAUUUCGAUAACGUUUUUGUAUACUCACUCUAUUAAGAAUUUAUUCCUGUUACUGCGAUAUACUCUGGAUUCUUUACAUUAUGGGAAAAAAAAAAAAAAAAAAAAAAAAAAAAAA
This is a messenger RNA of Miniopterus natalensis, 11210 nucleotides long. The record is from RefSeq and is a predicted model, not a curated record. NCBI's taxonomy places the organism in Eukaryota, Metazoa, Chordata, Mammalia, Chiroptera, Miniopteridae.